Clarias gariepinus (North African catfish) is the source of this 1518-nucleotide messenger RNA. Its product is annotated as extracellular calcium-sensing receptor-like. The transcript has 4 exons. Gene Ontology annotation, molecular function: G protein-coupled receptor activity. Lineage: Eukaryota; Metazoa; Chordata; Actinopteri; Siluriformes; Clariidae. The coding region runs from base 1 to 1518 and encodes 505 amino acids. Gene Ontology annotation, cellular component: membrane. Gene Ontology annotation, biological process: G protein-coupled receptor signaling pathway. The record is from RefSeq and is a predicted model, not a curated record.
AUGAUAUUUGCCAUUGAGGAAAUCAACAACAGAAUUGAUAUUCUUCCCGGGGUCAAACUUGGUUAUAAAAUUUAUGAUUCAUGUGGAUCAAUAGAAAUAACUACAAGAGCCUCCUUGUCCUUAAUUAAUGGCAAUGGAAAAAAUACAUCAGCAAAAUCUUGCUCCAAACUUGAUACAGUUCAAGCAAUCAUUGGUGAAACAUCAUCCAGUCCCUCUAUUGCCAUGUCUGCUACUGUGGGACCUUUUUGUAUACCUGUGGUUUCUCAUGAGCUUAAGAACCUCCAUUUUACAACUACAGCAGGAGAGGAUGUACAUUUUGAUGAGAAUGGAGACCCAGCAGCAAGGUAUGAACUGCUGAAUUGGCAACAAGCAAAAGAUGGUCAAAUAGUAUUUGUUAAAGUGGGCUUCUAUGAUGGAUCUUUGCAAACACACCUUCAGCUAUCAUUUAACAACAUCAGUAUAGCCUGGACCAACAACAGAUCACAGGUGCCAGUCUCUGUGUGUAGUCCAAGUUGUCCUCUGGGCACAAGGAUGGCUGUCCAGAAAGGAAAACCAAUCUGCUGCUUUGACUGUAUACCAUGUGCAGAAGGGGAAAUCAGCAACAUAACAGACUCUGCAACUUGUAUAAAGUGCCCACCUGAACUGUGGUCGAAUGACAAGAAAGAUACCUGUGUCCUAAAGCUUGUGGAAUUUCUGUCAUUUGAAGAAAUAAUGGGAAUCAUUCUUGCAUCAGUUUCUUUGUUAGGAGUAUCAUUCACCAUCUGCAUUGCUGUAAUUUUCUUUAAACACAAGGACACACCAAUAGUUAAAGCAAAUAAUUCUGAAUUGAGCUUCUUGCUGCUCUUCUCUCUCAUGCUGUGCUUCCUCUGUUCACUUACAUUUAUUGGUCAGCCUUCUGUAUGGUCCUGUAUGCUGCGUCACACAGCAUUUGGGACCACAUUUGUCCUCUGCAUUUCCUGUGUUUUGGGAAAAACAGUAGUGGUGUUAAUGGCCUUCAGGGCUACACUUCCAGGUAGGAAUGUUAUGAAAUGGUUUGGUCCUCUACAGCAGAGACUCAGUGUUCUUGCCUUCACUCUUGUACAGGUCAUUAUUUGUACACUGUGGUUAAUAAUAUCUCCUCCAUUUCCCUAUAAAAAUAUGAAGUACUACAAGGAGAAGAUCAUAUUAGAAUGCAAUAUAGGCUCAGCUGUAGGUUUUUGGGCUGUGCUGGGUUAUAUAGGACUCUUGGCUGUUUUGUGUUUUAUUUUGGCUUUUCUGGCUCGGAAGCUACCUGACAAUUUCAAUGAAGCCAAAUUCAUCACAUUCAGCAUUCUCAUAUUCUGUGCAGUUUGGAUCACCUUUAUUCCUGCUUAUGUCAGCUCUCCUGGAAAAUUCACUGUAGCUGUAGAGAUAUUUGCAAUUUUAACAUCAAGCUUUGGUUUACUCUUUUGCAUAUUUAUUCCAAAGUGUUAUAUUAUUAUACUGAAGCCUAAAAAGAACACUAAAAAGCAAGUGAUUUUUAAAGCACCUGUUAAAUGA